Aphanomyces invadans is the source of this 1257-nucleotide messenger RNA. RefSeq lists its product as hypothetical. The record is from RefSeq and is a predicted model, not a curated record. Gene Ontology annotation, cellular component: membrane. The transcript is spliced from 2 exons. The coding region runs from base 41 to 790 and encodes 249 amino acids. NCBI's taxonomy places the organism in Eukaryota, Oomycota, Saprolegniomycetes, Saprolegniales, Verrucalvaceae.
GCGGCAACACAUUUUGGCGGUCGCCUGAAGCCAAGCAGACAUGCCGCUCGUUCAUCACACGCCGCCGCCGCCUUCCAGAAAGGUUGAAGAGAACACGUCGUUGCUCGUGGAUUCAAAUACAAGGAUGCCCUCGUUGCCUCAUCCGCAUCGACUGCUCGGGUUGAGCAUGGUGGCGUUCGCGUCAUUCUUGAUCAGCAUCAUGUCUGCGUGCGUCAAGUUCGAAGGGUCGGCAGGGAGCUUGUCAUCCAUGGAGACUGUCUUUUGGCGGUGCGCGAUCUCGUACAUUUACAUCGUGGUGCUGGCUCUGUUCUGGCGCGUCGACCUCGUUGUGCCUCGCGAAUUCCACUGGGACCUGACGUGGCGGUGUAUCUACGGAUUCGUCACAUGCGGCACGUUAUUUUGGACGAUCAAGGAAAUGACGCUGGCCGAUGCACACGUCCUUGCUUUCACCAGUCCAAUUCUCACGUUUUUCCUUGGGGCGUGGCUUUUGGGCGAAGCGAUCGGUGCGAUCGAGUUCGGCUGUGCCAUCGUGUCGUUGGCCGGUGUCGUGUGCGUGUGCCAGCCCGCGUUCUUGUUUGGUGCGGGAGACUUGUCGGCAUCCACGAUGAACCCGUAUGCUCCAUGGGGCGGCAUCGUCUCGGCCAUCCUUAUUGCCUUGACGUACGUGCAUUUGCACAAACUUGCAGAGCUGCACUAUGUCGUGGUGACGCACUACUUUUUGCUCACUUCGGCGGCCGGUGCCGGUCUCUGGGUCCUCUUUAUCGAAGACAAGGUAAGUGGAAUGCCUUGACACGUAUGGAUGCUGCCGACGUCCAGCGAUCGAUCCAUCGGUGUGAAUGGUUUCUUCGUCUAAGUGUUGCACGUGCAUGAUGCAGGGGUUCCAACUGUUUGCAUCAAGCCCUGCCAUCGUCUGGGCAGCCUUCGUCGGGGGCACCGUCGGCGUGGUAGGCCAGCUGUGUUUGACCAAGGGGUUUCAAAUCGAAAAGAUCGGCAUUUCGUCCGUUAUUCGAUACCUCGAUGUUGUGUUUGCGUUUACGUGGGACGCUGUCUGGCUCCACGAGCCGAUUCACGUGUGGAGUGUCGUGGGUGCGACGAUGAUCAUUGCGUGCGCGGCCGUCAUCUUUCUGCGCAAAUCCCGCGGACAAGCCUAGCCAAGCUGCUGGUACCCAGUCGAUAGAUUUACAAUCAUACGAAUGAAACACGCGAGAGGCUGGCCAAGUUUGCCCAUGUCUAAUGUAACGCGACUGUAUUGGGUUU